This is a messenger RNA of Balaenoptera acutorostrata (minke whale), 3141 nucleotides long. RefSeq names its product coiled-coil domain containing 194 (gene CCDC194). Lineage: Eukaryota; Metazoa; Chordata; Mammalia; Artiodactyla; Balaenopteridae. Bases 1 to 705 code for a protein of 234 amino acids. The record is from RefSeq and is a predicted model, not a curated record. The transcript is spliced from 4 exons.
AUGGCCGAGCCGGGGCCGGAGCCGGGGCGCGCCAGGCGAGUGUUCGCCCUGUGCGGGGCCGCGGUGUUCCUGGCAGCGGUGGCGGCUGGAGCAGCCCUGCUGGCCUGGAAUCUGGCCGCCUCGGCCUCCCGGAGGCCUCACUGCCCAGAGCCAGGGGCCAACACCACGGCGCCGCCUGGAGACCUGGUGCCCGAGGUCGAGGAACUUCGGCGCCGGCUGGCAGAGGCUGCCCAGCGUGAGGAGGCCCUGACCAGGCAGCUGAACCAGGCCGAGGGUGUCCGACAGGAGCUGGAGGAGGCCCUAAGGGGCUGUGAGGGCCGCCAGAGUCGGCUUCAGACCCAACUGAUGACACUGAAGACUGAGAUGGACGAGGCCAAGGCUCAGGGGACCCAGAUGGGGGCUGAGAACGGGGCGCUGACAGAAGCCCUGGCGCGCUGGGAGGCGGCGGCCACGGAGUCUGCGCAGCGGCUGGCCGCGGUGCAGCGGCGCGCGAGCGCGGCGGAGGCCGAGGGUGAAGCCUGCGCAGCCCGGGAGGCGGCGCUGCGCGAGCACGUUUACACCCUGGAAGCCCAGGCCGGUCCCCAGCGCAGAGUGCCACACCCCCGGACCCGCUCCGGGUCCCGACCUCGGCCCAGCCCCCGCUCGCGCUCUCGCCCGGGAACCUCCGGGGGUUGCAGGCGACCAGCGCGGCGCGCACGAGGGUGAGUCAGACCCCAGCUGGAUCAGGGCUCGAGGCCAGGAGGACAGACACUGGGGGCCCUGCUGGACACUUACAGAGGUACCCACGCUGGAUGAGAUGCUCAGUCGACACCCAUCAACGCUCAGCUUUCGACCGACAGCCGCCCUGAACGGAAACUGUGCAGAAAGAAGACCCGACCCUCUCUCCUUGACCAUCUAGUGCUAAUUUUGCAGAUGGGGAAAUUGAGGUCCAUUUGGUCACAAGGUGAGAUAGUGCAGAGCUGGGACUUAAGUCCCCUCUAAGGACAAGGACAGUGCUGCCCUCAUUCCACAGACGUGAGGACUUAGGGUCCAGCCCUGACCUGGGAGUGACCUGAAGGGGUUACUUCUCCUCUCUGGUCCUCAGUUUACCUUGCCUGUAAAAUGAGUGAUCGGAACGGUGAGAGCCAACAUAUCCUUGACACCAAAAGCUGACAAAAAUGGCACAAUAGGAAAACUACAGACCCCUCUCCCUAUGAAGAGGGUACAAAACUCCCAAAUGGAAUUUUAGCAGAAAACCAAAUAACACAUUUUUAAGAUACACCAUAACAAAGUGACUUAUGCCUGAGGUGCAGAGAUGGUUCAAUAUUUAGAAGUCUGUUAAUAAAAUUCACCAUACUAAUGGAUCAAAUGAGAAAAAUUCUGAAAAGAUCAUCAAAAUAGCAAAAAUUUCAUGUAAGUGAGAUUAUACGGUAUUUGUCUUUCUCAGCCUGACUUAUUUCAGUUAACAUAAUACCCUCUAGAUCCAUCCAUGUUGUUGAAAUGCAAGAUUUCUUUUUUAUGAGAAUAUUAUGAGUAAUAUUCCAUUGUGUGUGUAUAUACACACAUAUAUAUAUAUAUAUAUAUAUAUAACAUCUUCUUUAUCCAUUCAUCUAUCGAUGGACACUUAGAUUCUAAUUUCCAGACUAUAAUCAGAUUUUGCCAACUGUUCUGAUAAUGUCCUUUGUAACAAGAGUAUCCUGGCUUACACAUUGUAUUAAUCUGGAACAUUCCUCAAUCUGUCUUUGCCUUUCAUGACACUGGCAUUUUUUAAAAAGCGCAAGCGAGUCAUUUUAUGGUGUCUAGUUUGGGUUUUUGUGAUGUUUCCUCAUGAUUAAUUGGCAUUUUUGGCAGGAAUGCCUCAGAAACAAUUCAACCUAAUAAUAUUAUCUGCUGUUGGUAUGACUAUAUAUAGAAAACCCAAGAGAAUUAAUGGAAACUUUCCUAUAUCUAAACAACUAGGUAGAAAAUCCUUUCAAAGAAAAGAAAGAUCCAUUUCAGAUAGUGUUUUAUAUCCAGGAAUAAACUACAUUCCUUAUUAUGUAAGGAUCUAUUCUAUAUUAAUUUUUCAAAAAAUAACUCAGUAGAAAAUGGUCAAAGAACAUGGGCAGCCUGCAUAGAAAUAUAUAAAAAAGGGGCCCAAUCUCACUUCUAGGGAAGAAAUGCAAACUGAAAAAAAUGUGAUACCAUUUUCUACCCUUUAGUUUGUCAAAGACAAAAAUAAAAACAAAUUAAAAGUUUGUGAAUACGUUGUGUUGGCACUGCUGUUGGGAAGCAAGCAGUCCCACACACUGCUGGUGGGACUGCUCAUUGGUACAACCACUUGGGAGGGCAGUUUUCCAGAAUCUCUCAAAAUUAAAAGUGCACAUAUUGUUUGACCCAUCAACUCCUCUUCAGGCAAUUUUUCUGCAACCAUAUUAUUUUAAUUAAAAACAAUUUUUAAUCUACAACCAUAUUUAAAUGCAUACAAAAUUAUGGACUGAAUGCAGUGGAGAAUCCUGUGUCGGAUCCUGGAACAGAAAAACACUUAGUGAGGAAAUCAAGUAAAGUCUAGAGUUUAGUUAAUAGUAAUAUACGAAGAUUAAUUUCUUAGUUUUGACAAAGAAAUUGGAAGAAGCUGCAUGAGGGCUAUUCAGAGACUCUCUGUAUUAUCUCUGCAAAGUUUCUGUAAAUCUAAACGUAUUCCAAAGUUAAAAGUUUACUUUUAAAAAGAUGAGCGUGGGGGAGAGGAGAAAUGAAGACAUUAUUACCACAUUCUUGGUAAUUGCAAAAAAUUGGAAACAACCUCAGUGUCCAUCAGUUGGGGACUGUUUAAAUGAGUGUCCGUCCAUCCACACCACGGAAUGCUAUACAACUGGUUUGUGUGGGUUUUUUUAUUUUUUGUUUUUGGCCAAGCUGCCCGGCUUGCAGAUCUUAGUUGCCUGACCAGGGAUUGAACCUGCGCCCUCAGCAGUGAAAGUACAGAGUCCUAACCACUGGACAACCAGGGAAUUCCCACUAUAAAACUGUUAAAAAGGCCAAAGCUGAUCUUCUCUGAGACGCAUUAAUGUAAAAAGCAGGAGAGCAAUAAUUUGUGUACGUCUUUUAAAAUUCGGGACUGGGGGAAACUUUUAUCCAAAUAUCUCUGAAGGAAACACUGGUCACAGCUGUGGCCUCUGGAAAAGG